UAUCCGAAGAAAAAUUACUGAAGCCUAUCGCCUUAAUCUAUUGAGCGGGCAAUGUUUCCCACUGAGUGCUUGGGGCUGACCCGGUGGGAGCAGCUAGGAUAAAGACAUCUAGGGUGGGGAACUGGCAAGGAUAGGGCACAGUGGGCCCCCAAGGUGCGUCACAGCACCUGUCCCAGAGCCUGGGCAAAGCUCCCUAGCUUGCCCCCUGGACACACUCUCUGCUCUUGCCUCCUCCCUGGCAGCUCCUCCUCCCCCGUCUCCCCUCUACCAGCGUCCGCGCUCCAGCUCCUCCCCUCCUCUGCGCCUUCUCGCUCCCCUCCCCCUCUGCCGCUGUUCCCUGCCCCCGCCACCGCCGAUCUCCUCCGCAGUCUGGGCCGCUGGGCGCAGAGACUGCCGCAGCGCCGGCGGUCACCGACGCCUCCCCAGACCGGAUACCCAUUGUGUCCUACCCCAUCCCGCUGUCCACUUCCCCACGGCCAUGGCACAGGAAACCGGGAGCAGCUUUCGACUCGGGGGGCCCUGCGGGGAGCCUGCGGAGCGCGGAGGUGAUGCUAGCGAGGAGGACCACCCCCAAGUCUGUACCAAAUGCUGCGCACAAUUCUCUGACCCGACCGAAUUCCUCGCUCACCGGAAUGCAUGUUGUACUGACCCACCCGUAAUGGUGAUAAUUGGGGGCCAGGAGAACCCCAGCAACUCUUCAGCCUCCUCUGCACCCCGGCCAGAGGGCCACAGUAGGCCCCAGGUCAUGGACACAGAGCACAGUAAUGCCCCAGAUUCUGGGUCUUCUGGGCCCCCUGAUCCUACUUGGGGGCCAGAGCGGAGAGGAGAGGAGUCUUCUGGGCAUUUCCUGGUCGCUGCCACAGGUACAGCGACUGGGGGAGGUGGGGGCCUGAUCUUGGCCAGUCCCAAGCUGGGAGCAACCCCAUUACCUCCAGAAUCUACCCCUGCACCCCCUCCUCCACCACCUCCCCCUCCACCUUCAGGUGUAGGCAGUGGCCACUUGAACAUCCCUUUGAUCUUGGAAGAGCUGCGGGUGCUACAGCAGCGCCAGAUCCAUCAGAUGCAGAUGACGGAACAAAUCUGCCGCCAGGUGCUGCUGCUUGGCUCCUUAGGGCAGACGGUGGGUGCCCCUACCAGUCCCUCAGAGCUACCUGGGACAGGGACUGCCUCCUCCACCAAGCCCCUACUGCCCCUCUUCAGUCCCAUCAAACCUGUCCAAACUGGCAAGACACUGGCACCUUCUUCCUCCUCUUCCUCCUCUUCAGGGGCAGAACCCCCUAAGCAGGCUUUCUUCCACCUUUACCACCCGCUGGGAUCGCAGCAUCCCUUCUCUGUCGGAGGGGUAGGGCGAAGCCACAAACCUACCCCUGCCCCCUCCCCUGCCCUGUCAGGCAGCACAGAUCAGCUGAUUGCCUCACCUCAUCUGGCAUUCCCAGGCACCACAGGACUCCUGGCAGCUCAGUGUCUUGGGGCAGCAAGGGGUCUUGAGGCUGCGGCCUCCCCAGGGCUCCUGAAGCCAAAGAAUGGAAGUGGUGAGCUGGGCUAUGGGGAAGUAAUCAGUUCCUUGGAAAAGCCUGGUGGAAGGCACAAAUGCCGCUUUUGUGCCAAAGUAUUUGGCAGUGACAGCGCCCUGCAGAUCCAUCUUCGUUCCCACACUGGGGAGAGGCCCUAUAAGUGCAACGUCUGUGGCAAUCGCUUCACUACUCGGGGCAACCUCAAAGUACAUUUCCACCGGCAUCGUGAGAAGUACCCGCACGUGCAAAUGAAUCCACAUCCCGUGCCGGAACACCUAGACUACGUUAUCACCAGCAGUGGGCUGCCUUAUGGAAUGUCUGUGCCGCCAGAAAAAGCAGAAGAGGAGGCAGCCACGCCGGGCGGAGGUGUUGAACGCAAACCUCUAGUGGCCUCCACCACAGCACUCAGUGCCACAGAGAGCCUGACACUGCUGUCCACUGGCACAAGCGCAUCCGUGGCUCCUGGGCUCCCUCCUUUCAACAAGUUUGUGCUCAUGAAAGCCGUGGAGCCCAAGAGUAAAGCUGAUGAAAAUACUCCUCCAGGGAGUGAGGGCUCAGCCAUUACCGGAGUAGCAGACGGUGGCGCAGCAACCCGAAUGCAGCUAAGUAAGCUGGUGACAUCGCUGCCAAGCUGGGCAUUGCUUACUAAUCACCUGAAGUCAGCUGGAAGUUUCCCCUUCCCCUAUGUGCUAGAACCCUUGGGGGCUUCACCUUCUGAGACCUCAAAGUUGCAGCAGCUGGUAGAGAAGAUUGACCGCCAAGGAGCUGUGGCUGUGGCCUCUACUGCCUCAGGAGCUCCGACCACUUCUACCCCUGCACCUUCAUCAUCAUCUUCAGGACCUAACCAGUGUGUCAUCUGUCUCCGGGUGCUGAGCUGUCCCCGGGCUCUACGCCUCCAUUAUGGACAACACGGCGGCGAGCGGCCCUUCAAGUGUAAAGUGUGUGGCAGAGCUUUCUCCACAAGGGGCAAUUUGCGUGCACAUUUUGUGGGUCACAAGACCAGUUCAGCUGCCCGGGCCCAGAACUCCUGCCCCAUCUGCCAGAAGAAAUUCACUAACGCCGUCACUCUGCAGCAACAUGUCCGGAUGCACCUGGGGGGUCAAAUCCCCAACGGUGGUUCCACACUCCCUGAAGGCGGGGGAGCUGCCCAGGAGAGCAGCUCUGAGCAAUCUAUAGCCUCUGGACCAGGGAGCUUCCCCCAGCAGCAACCCCAGCAACCAUCACCGGAAGAGGAGUUGUCUGAGGAAGAGGAAGAGGAUGAGGAAGAAGAGGAAGAUGCGACAGAUGAAGAUUCCCUAGCAGGAAGAGGCUCAGAGAGUGGGGGUGAGAAGGCCAUAUCAGUGCGAGGUGACUCAGAAGAGGUAUCUGGGGCAGAGGAGGAAGUGGGAGCAGUGAGCGCAGCACCCACCGCGGGGAAGGAGAUGGAGAGUAGUGAGAAAGCCACUCAACAAUCCCUGCCACCACCUCCACCUGACAACCUGGAUCACCCCCAGCCCAUGGAGCAGGGAACCAGUGAUGUUUCCGGAGGCAUAGAAGAAGAGGCCAAAUUGGAGGGGACCCCAAGCCCCAUUGCAGCACUCGCCCAAGAAGGGGAGGGCACCAGCACCCCUUUGGUGGAGGAGCCAGGAGAGGGCAGCAGCAGAAAGGCCUGUGAAGUGUGUGGCCAGACCUUUCCUGCCCAGGCAGUCCUGGAGGAGCACCAGAAGAACCAUCCUAAGGAAGGGCCGCUCUUCACUUGUGUGUUCUGCAGGCAGGGCUUCCUUGACCGUCCUACCCUCAAGAAGCACAUGCUGUUGGCUCACCACCAGGCACGUGAAAACCGCCAUCUUUGGAAUGGCAGCUUCGCUCAAAGGGGCAGGCAACGGUCUAUGGAAGACCCAGUGCUACUCCGUGGUGAUCUGGACCUUCUUGAGAAGCUUGUGAGGGGUGGGUUUCUUACUUUUCUGCAACUGGUACACAGUUGUUCCUGUCAGGUGGCCUAUGCAGCAAGCCCUGGAGUUCUAGAUUCUCCUGCGGUACCACUUCGGCCAUAGCACCAUCACUGCUAUUAAGACCAGGAACUGUGCUUGAGAAGGUGACCCCAACAUGAUCCAGAAGGGUAGAGGAGAACAUAGCCUCUCUCCUGUUUCUGCCUCUCAUACCCAGGUGGUGCCUACCAAGCAUACCAGAGAAAAGUAGCAAGUUAUAACUUCUAUCUCCUUCCCCCUACUCCAGAAGGUGCUGCAAAGAAGAAUGAAGGAUUGGGAUGCUUUUUCAGUAUGUCUCUUGACUUGUCACAUUAAGGCAAAGAGGUUGGCUGGUCAAGAUGCAAGGACUCCUUCAACUUCUCAUUUAUCAUCCUAACCAACAAGCAGAUCUCUUGCCAAGAGGCCUCCCAUGGGCUAUAUAAAGUAUAAAAGUUCCUAACUUUAAAGAGCCUUAUUGGUGAGGGUGGUUAGUGAAGUAAUCACAACUGAAGGAGUGUUGCUGAAACAGGGAUUUCUUGGGAACCUAUUUGCUGAAGAAUGGGAUGGGACGUAAGAGAGAGGAGCUUCAGCUCUGGUUGAGUGUGACAUUCAUGAUGUUCCUUUGGGCUAAUGGUGAGGUGGUGUUGCAGCAGCAGCAGGGGUCAGGGGACUUCCUGGCACUAGAGUGCUUUUAGUUUUAGAUGACUCCCGAUUUUAUCCCUUUGCCCCUUGUAUGUCCUUCAUCUUCUCAAAACCCCUUCCCUCCCCAGCUUUGCCUGAUCAUGGACCAGAGCUUAUGUCUUCAUUUUUCUGUAUGCUUCCAAGAGUCCCAGACAUUGAGAGAUGAGCUUCAAGUGGUUCCUCCCUGCUUCUCUGUUGUGUAGUGAGAUGUAGUACUUACUCUUAACAUAGGAUCCUGUGGAACAGGAGUUCUGAGGGGAGACUGAAUUUUGCUGUUAGCUGAUGUCAACGAUGAUUCUAAAGUAGCGACUCCAGAGCUCCUAACAUAGACGUAUGUAAGAGCAGAGUGGGGGAUACACGUAUCUGUCCCUCCGUCA
Molecule: messenger RNA, 4518 nt
Organism: Chionomys nivalis (European snow vole)
Lineage: Eukaryota; Metazoa; Chordata; Mammalia; Rodentia; Cricetidae
Gene: Sall2
Product: spalt like transcription factor 2
Exons: 3
Coding region: 479-3547 (1022 amino acids)
Biological process (GO): regulation of transcription by RNA polymerase II
Cellular component (GO): nucleus
Molecular function (GO): RNA polymerase II cis-regulatory region sequence-specific DNA binding; DNA-binding transcription factor activity, RNA polymerase II-specific
Source: RefSeq, a predicted model, not a curated record